Camelina sativa (false flax) is the source of this 4739-nucleotide messenger RNA. Lineage: Eukaryota; Viridiplantae; Streptophyta; Magnoliopsida; Brassicales; Brassicaceae. The record is from RefSeq and is a predicted model, not a curated record.
UUUAGACUACUUGUCAACAAGGGAAUUAAUAAGUCAAUUGAAGAAGACAACAAGUCAACAACAAGAUGCGCGUUUCCUAUCCAAGAGUUCAAAGAUAAAGACGACCAGAUAUGUGUUAGAAUUAGAUGUUCCUGCUACAAUUGUUCUCGUUCAUCUGAAAUUCUGAAUAUUCUAUUGUUUAAUCGAUUCGUCUUGUUGCUAGUUUCGGAUAUCAGCCCGGAUUCCAAUUGUAAGAUUUUUCUAGCCGAGUUCUUCUGACACUAAAACCCUCGGGAGAGGGAGAGCCGGAGAUAUUAAUAUGCCUAUACGAAGAGCUUUUCAAGUAUGAACGAAGCCAUGAAACAGAUUACCGAGCGAUGGACCUAUGAUGUGUUUGCAAGUUUCCAUGGACCAGAUGUGCGGUAUGGAUUUUUAAGCCAUCUCGUUGCUCGUCUCAGAAGUUCUGAAACGUACAUAUUCAAUGACGAUAUGGACAUACUAAGUGGAGAAGAAAUUUCCCGAUCCCUGUUUAAUGCCAUUGAAAACUCCAAAAUUCUCCUUGUCAUUUUAUCGGAGAAGUAUGCUUCAUCCUCUUGGUGCCUCGAUGAACUUUUGCAAAAGUAAACCCGGACAAAAAGUACUUCCAAUUUUCUACUACAUUGAACCAUCCGUUGUGCGCCAUCAAUUUGGAUCAUAUGAUCUAGCUUUUUUUAAACAUGAAAGCCGUUACCCAGAGAGCAAGGUGCGAAAGUGGAAGGAAGCUUUAGAAGCAGUUGCGUGUAUAUCGGGGGUUUCACGUGAAUAAAAGCAGGAAUGAAUCAACCUUCAUCGAAGAAAUAAUUAACCGUGUCGGGAAACUGCUGUCUAGGUCAUACUUGCAUAUACCAGAAUAUGCUGUUGGUAUCAGACUACGUGUAAACCAUAUUAAUGAGAUAAUGUCCUUUGGUUCGGUUGGUGUCCAAACUAUUGGAAUCUGCGGAAUGGGUGGGAUUGGUAAAACAACAUUAGCCAAGGCUGCAUAUAAUGAAUUCUCAGAUCGUUUUGAAGGAACAAGUUUCUUAGAAAACUUUGGAGAAUACUCCAUGACACCAGAUGGUAAGGUUCAUCUUAAGCGAAAACUUCUUUCGGAUAUCAUCAAGAGGUAUGACACAGAGUGUAAGAACAUGGAUCACGAAGUGAAAAUUAGAUUUCGCAAUAAAAGAGUACUUGUUGUAAUUGAUGGUGUUGAAGACAUUAAGCAGUUUAAUUCUGUCGCAAUAGACUUGACCUGCUUUGGGCCAGGAAGCAGGAUACUCAUUACAACCAGGAACAAGCAUUUGCUUGAGCAGCUGGAUGUUGCAAAUAUAUAUUCACCGAAGGAACUUAACUACGAUGAAUCUGUUGGUCUUGUAAGUUGGCUGGCCUUUAGAACAGAGAAACCUCCUGAAGGGUUUGGUGAGCUAUCCAAAGAUUUGGUUAGAUACUGUGGAGGACUACCCUUGGCUGUGGAAGUCUUGGCUGCUUUUCUCUACAAGAGAAGCCUUUCGGAGUGGGAAAGCACAUUGGAACAGUUGAAACAAAUCCCAGAUGCUGAUAUUCAAGCAAAGCUUCAAGUCAGCUUUGAUGCGCUAGACGCAGUACAAAAAGAUACAUUCUUGGAUAUAUCUUGCUUCUUCAUCGGGAUGGAUGAAGACUAUGUAAGCUGCAUAUUGGAUGGAUGCAAAUUAUACCCUGCCAUAGGACUCAGUGUGCUAAAGGAAAGGUGCCUCAUCACAGUCAGUGACAACAAGCUGAUUAUGCAUGACUUAUUACGAGACAUGGGAAGACAAAUUGUGCGAGGACCAUCUCGGAAUAACUGUGAAGGAUGGAGUAGAUUAUGGGAUCCUGACGAUGUUAUUGAUGUAUUGGAAAACUAUAAUGGCACUGAGGCAAUUGAAGGACUCAGCCUGAAGGCCGAAGGUACGCCCGUUGAGAACUUGGAGGUUGAGCAUUUUCAAACUUAAAGAAGCUGAGACUGCUACAACUCAGUCAUGUACAGCUCAACGGAAGCUAUGAAAAAUUUCCAAGACGUGUACGAUGGCUUUACUGGUUUGGAUUUCCUCUAGACUCCAUCCCAACAGAUUUUCAUUUGGGAAGUUUAGUUGUCAUGGACAUGCAGUACAGCAACCUUAAACGACUUUGGGCUGAUCAACAGCGGCCUCUUAAGGACUUAAAAUACCUUGACCUCAGUCAUUCUCUCCAGCUCACAGACACUCCAGAGUUUUCAUUACUCCCAAAUCUUGAGAAGUUGCUAUUAGUUAAUUGUAAAAGUUUGGUUCGGGUUCAUAAUUCGAUAGAGAAUCAUCGUAAGCUGAUACUAUUAAAUCUAAAAGACUGCACCAAGCUUGGCGACCUUGAUAAGUUGAAAUCGCUGGAAAUUCUCAUUAUCUCGGGCUGCUCGCAACUUAAGAGAUUGGAUGAUGAUUUAGGUCAAAUGGAAUCCUCGAAAACUCUCAAAGCCGAUCAUACCGCCACAACGCAAAUCCCCCGCCUGAAGAAACUAGAAGUAAUAUCUCUUGAAGGCUGCAAGGAGUUACUGAAAGACAGAGACCAAACACAUUCUGUUGGAAGCCCUCAAGCGGCUCUAUCUAUUCCGCCCUCAUUAUUAAACCGUCCAAGCUGCCUGAAGACUUUACGUUUAGGGUUCUGCAAUCUAUCUGAUGAUUUUUUUUCCAAUGAUGAUCUUGGGAGUUUGUCUUGUCUCGAGGAGCUUGAUCUACAGGGCAACAACUUUCGUAGUUUGCAAAUGGAUUUUGUGGGUCUUUCAAGUCUACAGAUUCUUAAAAUGGAUGGUUGCUCAGAACUUCAAUCCAUGUUUAGUUUACCAAAAAAGUUGAGAUCUUUCCAUGCGAGCAACUGUACCAUGUUGGAAAGAACUCAAGACUUAUCAGAAUGCUCGGUGUUACAAUCGUUGCACCUCACAAACUGUUUCAACCUUGUUGAGACGCCGGGGCUACAUAAACUAAAAAAAGUUGGUGUCAUCCACAUGGAAAUGUGCAACCGCAUAUCAGCUACUCACAGAGAAAGAAUCAUGCAGGGUUUGGCAGUGGGUGAUAAUGGGGAAAUUUUUAUCCCGGGAUCAAGCCUUCCUAACUGGGUUAGCGUCAAGAAUGAGAUGCAUUCAAUCUCUUUUAUUGUGCCUGAAACUUUGAAUCCUGCUGAUCUGGUCGGAUUUACCUUGUGGGCACCAUACGUGAGUCAACAAAACGAUGUGAUGUCUGAAUACUCUCCAAAAAUCUAAGUGAAAAUUCAGACUAAAACUGAAAGUCGUGAAUUGACGCGUAAUCCAGCAACAGAUCACAUACGUAUGUACCAUGAAAAACACAUUUGGCAAGGUUACUUUUCAAACGAAGAUUUCUUUUUGGAAACAGUGGAUCAAGUGGAAGUUUCUGUGGAUUUUGGAGUUCAAGUCACCAUUCUUGAAACAGGACUAACUCUUUCUUACAGGGAGAAAACAAUAAGUAAAGAUCUUGAGAUAGUGGAAGAAAGCCAAAGUAGACCUCACAAGAAACAUAAUGAUGCAGCACCAUCUACUAUCUUCUUAUUUUCCAUAUAUUUAUGUUUAUUUAUUGUCUUGUUGGGUUUUUUAUUAUUCUCGUUUGGCUUUUAAGGUUAAGUCGGUUUGAACAUUGUUUGAUGUUCAAGCUUAGACAUCUAGGGUUAAUUAUUUAGAAGAGUAUAAAUGCUCUUAGCUAUGUAUCGUAAACGGUGGUUGUUUUGAUUUUUAAUAAAAAGAGAAAGCUUUUCUAAAACCGAAGUCUUUGAAUUCAACUCUCUUUCGAUCCAUUGAUACGUAAGAAAGCUUGAACUCCGAGCAACGAUCGUUAACUUUUGAUCCCUUGAUUCUUGAGUUCUCAAUCGUUAUUGUUACAGUACAUGUGGACUGCGAUGAUAGUAUCAACAUUGUGGAGACAGGGUUUUCUCUUGCUUUGGUGAUAUCCAGUUUACACACAAAGUAGAUAAACUUCGAUAUUAUGGUGACGACGUGAUGUUGUUUUGUUAAAGGGAAAAGUCUGAGAAGCAUUUGUACGUACAAUUGUAUAUGCUCCCAUUGAAGACAAACCGGGAGAGACAUUUUAUGGUUGUGGCAUUUUCCCAGAAAUUCCCAGGAACAUAUUUCUUAGAAAAUUUUAGAGAUCACAGUGAAGUAUCACACGAAAGGAAGUGUCUGGAGUCGCAAGCCAAAGACCUAUUUGGCAAUGGCAAGGACACUUUUUAAAUUCAACAGAUCGGAUUUGCAUGUAUCAGUGAAAAGCAUAUUUGUCAAGGACACUUUUCAAACGAAGAUUUCUAAUAAGAAACAGAGGAUCAAGUGAAAGUAUCUGUGGAGGCCACCAUUCUUGAGACAGGAGACAGAGUAACCCUGCUUACAGAGACGAAGUCAAAACUCCCAGAUUCAAACAACUGAUGAAGUUGAGGCAUGAAUUUCGAAAAGAGUAAAAUCACCAGUUGACUAAGUUGAGUCUUCUUCAGAUUAAACCACGUGAAAGUGGAGGAAAACAAUUAUAUUCCUCCCAUCUGAACUCGAGUGGAUUUUUUUUUUUCCGAGCAACUUGUUGUCCUUAGAUCUUUAAGAAAGUGGAAUAAAACAGAGUCCAGAGUUUUCGUAGCAAAGGGGUAAGCUUUCUUAUUCCCUCGAACAUGGGCAAGUAUAUUUAGUUUGAUUAUAUAAGUCUCACAGCUACAAAAGGUUCUUUCUGCUUUUAAAAACCUUUUUCCUCUAGUUGUGAGCAAAUUUUUCA